AUGAACUGCUGCGACCCGACCGACGCGCCGCGCAAGCGGGGCCGACCGCCCGGCGCCUGCCGCAAGCGCAGGUCCACCACCGCCCCAACAGCCCUCGCCACCCCCACUCCACCCACGGUGCUCUAUCCGGCACCCAAGCGAGCCCGGGCCGAGCCUGGGUCCCUCCUAGUCCCGCCUCCUGUGCCCUUCGCCGUACCCCAGCCGGCAGCGGCGGCCCCGCCACUUCCACAACAGGCCUGGGCCUCGCCAGCGGAUGACCCAACCGGGUUGUGGGAUGGAGCGCCGCAGGGGUCUGGCCAGCAGUCGUCGUCGCCGCCGCUGCCGCAGAGCUCGCAGCAGGUUGCGACCACGGCGCCCGGCGGUGGUGGUGGAGGGCAGCCGGCCGAACCGGACGUGAUGCGGGCCAUUCUGCACGAGCUGCGCGAGAUGCGCUCGGCCUACACCACUCUCAGCGCGCAGGUGGCCGACCUCACCAAGCGCCAGACCACUACCGACCACCGCAUCGACGCGCUCCACCACCACCACCACCACCACAACCACAACCAACCGUCGCCGCAUCAGCUCCUCCACCAAUACCGCCAAUCGCAGUUCGAAGGCGCCUCGGCGGCCAUGACGGCCUACUACGGCUCCGACGGAGGAAUAGGGCCGGCCAGGCGCCUGAGCGCCAGCUGGCAGGAGCUGGCCGACCUCUUCAACUCGGCGCCGUUCGUGUCGGUGGGGUCGCCGUCGCUCCCGUCGCCGCUGCCGUCGCCUUUCCCCUCGAGCCAGGGGCUCCUUACGCGCAUGUGGUCCAUGUCACAGCCCUCCAUGGCACCACCACCACCGGGCUAUUCGUCGUCUCCGUUCUCUUCGCUUUCUUCGUCGUCUUCGUUCUUUUCCUCUUCAUCGUCGUCUUCGCUUUCUUCUCCUUCUCCUUCUCCUUCUCUUCUGUACCUGCCGUCGCCUCCGCUGCCGCCUACGGUGCCGAUGCACUCGUUCGACCGCCACCACCCGCGCGUGCUGGCCGUGCUGCCCAACAACCAGCUGAGCAGCAGCUUCGACCGGCCGUGGCUCAUCGAGCGCAUGGCCAGCGAUGCGCGGUUGCCCAAGCACCAGUUCCCCGACCCCAGCCUCUUCCAGUUCUUCGGCUCCAAGCGACCGCUCACCGUCGCCGCCAACGACCAGUUCCGUCAGCUCAUGCGAUACACCUGGGGAGAGCUACACGAGCUCAACACGGCGUGGUUCUACCCGCCGUCGGCGAUGCAGGUGAUGGCGGUCUGGUUCCGGGACUGGAUCGGCAAGCGCCAGCCUGCCUGCCUCAGCCCCGUGUUCCUGACCACCUGCCCGCUGGUCACCCGCGACGGCCAGCUCCUCCACUCCCUGGCCCGCACCCAGCUCUACUACGACGAGCAGGGCGACUACUCGUGGAGCCUCACCGUGCUCGAGUACUGGCGCUACGUCGAGCACGACAGCGAGAGCGAGGAGGCGACGCGCCAGGUGAGCGAGGAGCUCGAGGUGCUCCUGCGCGACUGCCAUCCGAGCCCAGUCGACGCCGUCGACGCCAUCGCCAGCGACCUUCGCCUCGCCGCCGACCGUGUCGACCGACGAGUACGCCGCUUUGCUGAA
Molecule: messenger RNA, 1605 nt
Organism: Acanthamoeba castellanii str. Neff
Lineage: Eukaryota; Discosea; Longamoebia; Acanthamoebidae
Exons: 4
Source: RefSeq, a predicted model, not a curated record